AUGUCGGCAGAACUUGUGUUGGCGGUUCUUCCUAUCAUAGAGCUUUGCCGGAAAUACAUCAAAGAGGGGAGACAACUAUGCUCUGCUCUGAAGCACGCCAACACUGAAAUAUCGGAGCGCUUGGUGCAGCUUGACGUUAACUGGGUUCGGUUCGAGUCGCAGCUUAAUUUCUUCCAGCGCAUCCAGCAUGUGAUGGAAGACGAGCACCGCGAAGUAUACGGUCAGACCUUACAUGUUCUCCAAAGCAAGUUGGACAUCGUUGUAUCGCUACUGAGGAGUGUUAUUAAACCACAGCCUGAAAGUGAGGAUGGAGCACUGCCACCCACUCAUAAAGUCGUCCGAUGGAAAUUUGCAGGCAAGAGGAACAGCUUAGACGAGGCUAUCGAAGAUGUCGAAAAAUGGCAAAGGCUAGCCGACCAGUCCUGGUUCUUGCUCCUAAGGAUCGCAGAUACGCAAGUUGACCAGGCCCUCGCCACAGACGGCAGCGCCAAUGAGCCUAGCACUGGUACAGCUAUGCCAGAAACGAUUGCUAUACGUGCUGGCUUACAGCAGGUUGAUGAUCUUUCCCAGGGAAGUUCGGUAGUCGAACACAUUACCUUGCGCUCCAGCGAUCUAAAGAAAAUGACCAUUCAGGAAGUUCCCUUUUGCGAUGGUAUCGCGGUGGCGACAAAAGCACAUUCGGACGGGUCGGCAAGCAGGUAUAUUUUAAACCACAUACAAUGUGAGCCUGGUGCGAACCCGCAAAUAUUAAAACGUAAUGUCCGCGAUCUUGUACGAAAACUUCAGGCCGACAAGCCGUACACUUUCGGUUUACUGAAGUGUAAAGGCUUUGUAGCGGAAUCAGUCUCAGUGGGGUUUGGAGAGCAUCUCUCCUUGACGUUGGUCUUCAGAGAGCCUCCAACCUCUCAUAACCCUAGAAGCCUGCGGGAAACUUUACUCAAUACGCCGACAUCGACGUCUACCACUCGGCGACUCGAGAUAGCGCGAGGUUUGGCUAGGUCCAUUGGUUACGUGCAUACCUUCGGCUUCGUGCACAAGAACAUACGUCCGGAGUCGGUUCUCAUUUUCGAUCACACCGAUGGACAAGGUAUCUCCGCAUUUCUAGUUGGGUUUGAAAACUUCCGACGAGAUCAAGGCUGGACGCAGCGACGAGGCGAUGAUGCGCCAGACAAAAACUUGUACAGGCAUGCAUCUCGUCGAGGUUUUGAUCCCCGUGACGAUUACGAGAUGCGCCACGAUAUAUACAGUCUGGGCGUCUGCUUGCUAGAAAUUGGUCUCUGGGGUAGCUUCGUCGAAUACGACCCUAAUACUGCAACACGCAGUCUUUCACAAUUGCUCACGACGCUGUCUGGAAAAGGCAAGGAAAUCGCGUCAACGCCUCUGUGGGAGCAAGCGAAAGAUCAUCUCACCACUCUCACUCGAGAUCGCCUCCCAGGGAGUAUGGGAGAUAGGUAUGCGGAUAUUGUUGAGACCUGUUUGACAUGCUUGGAUCCGGGCAACGUUGAUUUCGGAGACGACAAAGCGUUCGAAGACGAGAAUGGGGUCCUUGUUGGUGCUCGAUACAUCGAGAAAGUUCUUCUUCGCCUCAGUAGGCUGACCAUGUAA
Alternaria atra is the source of this 1605-nucleotide messenger RNA. RefSeq lists its product as uncharacterized. The transcript is spliced from 2 exons. Bases 1 to 1605 code for a protein of 534 amino acids. Gene Ontology annotation, molecular function: ATP binding; protein kinase activity. NCBI's taxonomy places the organism in Eukaryota, Fungi, Ascomycota, Dothideomycetes, Pleosporales, Pleosporaceae. The record is from RefSeq and is a predicted model, not a curated record. Gene Ontology annotation, biological process: protein phosphorylation.